This is a messenger RNA of Papaver somniferum (opium poppy), 1603 nucleotides long. RefSeq names its product transcription factor bHLH128-like. The transcript has 6 exons. Gene Ontology annotation, biological process: regulation of transcription by RNA polymerase II. Gene Ontology annotation, cellular component: nucleus. Gene Ontology annotation, molecular function: protein dimerization activity; DNA-binding transcription factor activity, RNA polymerase II-specific; RNA polymerase II cis-regulatory region sequence-specific DNA binding. The record is from RefSeq and is a predicted model, not a curated record. Lineage: Eukaryota; Viridiplantae; Streptophyta; Magnoliopsida; Ranunculales; Papaveraceae. The coding region runs from base 175 to 1200 and encodes 341 amino acids.
AUCAGGAGACUUUUCUCACCCACUGGCCACUACAAAUAUGAAUCCCAUUCUUUACCACUUUUAAUCAUCUCCUCUCAAGGCUUUUCUCCCUCUCAUUCAUUUCUUCUUUACUCCCACUCUCAAUUCUCUAAUCCUCAUACCUCAAAUUCGUUUCAUAAUAUAUUCUCCACCGCCAUGUAUUCACCACCAAAUCAUCAUCAACAACAUCGUCAACCAGGUGUUGGAUUAGCUCGUUACGUUUCAGCUCCUGGAUCAUUCUUAUCUAACAUCGUUGAUUCAGUCAUGGGAUCUGGUAAUGAAGAUGAUUUCACACACGCAUCACAAAAUCAUCAUAUCACUCACCAACAUCAACAGCAAAAUCAAAAUCAACUGCAUCAGUACUUUUCUAAUGGUAAUUCUUCUACGAUGUCGUCAAAUGAGUCGUCUCUAGCCGAUUUGAAACCGAUGUUUCAAACCGAUUCAAGAGUUUAUAAUAACAAUGGAAACGCCAUUACUACUGCUACUACAACUACAACUACUACUAGUAAUGGCGGUCUUCAGAGAUCUUACGGAAUGAAUCAAGUAGCAGCCGCCGCUGGAAAUUCGUCUUUGCUUCGUCAUAGUAGUUCUCCCGCUGGAUUUUUUAACAAUCUCAUGGUUGAUAACGGCUUUUCAAUUUCAAAUGGAGCUGGAGGAGGAUAUACAAAAGCUGGUACUAAUAUAGGCCAUGGAAGAUUAAAAACUCAAUUGAGCUUCACACAAGAUUCACUUUCACAAAUCUCCGAAGUGGGGGAGAGCGUCGCAGGUGGUAGUUCCGAUGAGGGUUUCACAGUGGGAACGUGGGACGAUGCAAUCAAUUUUUCUAAUGCUGCAAACAAAAGAGCUAAGAACAACAAUGGAGAUAUCAUGAACAUGAGCGAUUUAGAGUCACAGUCUUUGUUUAAUCUUCCACGGUAUCAAAGUGAUUCCGUUCAGUGCAAAACUCGGGCUAGAAGGGGUUUUGCUACUCAUCCACGAAGUAUUGCUGAAAGGGAGAGAAGAGGUCGAAUUAGCGAAAAUUUGAGGAAACUACAAGAGCUUGUUCCAAACAUGGAUAAGCAAACAAGCACUGCAGAUAUGUUGGAUUUGGCAGUGCAACACAUCAAAGGCCUCCAAGGAGAUGUUCAGAAAUUAAACAAAGAUCUUGAAGGAUGCACCUGUGAAUGUAGAAAAUCAACAUAACGUGCUAACAAGAGGAGAUCUAGCUAAAACAUGUGAUCAGUCCCAAUGAAGAUGUGAGAGUGGAAGACAAAUCUUAGAUGGAGUAUUUCAAAGAAAUGAAAGCUUUGGAAGAUAUACCAUAUUACUACUUCAAAAACACAUCUGAUUUGUCAAUUCUCACUUGUAUAUACUGAAGAUAUCUCACGUCGUCUUCUUUGUACUGUCCACUAGUAUUGUUCUAGAUAAAAUGGUGGGUAGGGUGAUUGGUGUAUCUUGAUUUAUAAACUAGAUCAUUUUUCUCAUUUUUGUUUGGUUUUUUGUUGUAUCAAGAGGAAGUUAAUUUGUAGAAAAAUUCUGUUUUCCAUUGUUAGUUUUCUCAGUGUAAUAAUUUUUGUUAAGUGCAUCAUUUCUCUCUUUUGCAGAA